AAACACGUCUAGAUAAAUAACAGAAGACACAGUAAUGGCUGAGUGUGAGGAGCAGUUAUUAUGAUAUAAAAAAAAGUUAAACAAAUGUUAAAAAAAUUAAGUUAAAAAAAUUAAAAACAGUGUAGACAGAUGUGUGAACUAAACUUCAGUUCCCGGGUUUCGUUUCUAGUCGGUGCCAAAUGAUGCAACAAGAGGAAACGGUGGAGUACGGAGCCCCGAUAAUAACAAUAACAGACCUAUAAAACACAGAGUACAGGUUUAAAUGUGGGGUUAUGAGUCCGGCAGGUCGGGUUUUGGGUGAGUAUUUCUGUUGGACCUGUGGCGAAGGGUGGCCGUGUUUGUGCCCCGCUGCUGAGCUCCAGCCUGCGUUAGCCGGAUUAGCAGAGGUGCUAACAGCAGCCCUGAACUCCACCAGCCCGAAACUAACGAUAUCAGUGCAGCCAUGGACCCGAAACACAGAGAGAUACUCCGCGCGAACACACUGCCGCUCUGCGAGCAGCUGAUCGUGGACGACACGGUCAUUCAGUUCCUGUACCAGGAGGACAUUUUAACAGAGAGCCAGGUGGAGGAGAUCCAGUCACAGCCCUCCAACAAGCUGAAGACCCUCAGGCUGCUCAGUGUCCUGCCCAGCCGGGGUCCCCGCGCCUUCAGCGGCUUCCUCACAGCCCUGCAGCGCGACUUCCCCUGGAUCAGAGACGAGCUGCUGCUGCAGCAAUCAGGAGGAGGAGAACAGGACAGCGCGACCCUGUCCCCCUCCACAGGUCAGUCAGGGAUUCCUGAGCACCUUCUAAACACUAUUCCGUCUUAUCAGCAGCUGAACAGACUGGCAUCUCGUCUUGGUUCAGAGUGGGAAAUAGUGCUGUUGGAUUUGGGCCUUUCUCCAAGGGAUCUCUACCGCUGCCGAGCUGACCAUCCACUCAGUGUUCAGAGUCAGGUGCUAGCUGGGCUGGUGAUGUGGAAGCAGUCACAGGGUCGCAGCGCCACAGUACAGCGCCUGCUCCAGAGUCUACAGACUGCAGACAUCCAUCCAUCUGAUUUUGAACAAGUGUUUACCUGAUGCUGCGCUACAGGGAGAGGGUAGAGAGUAGUGCGCAAUGCGGUCACCAUACUACCUCAAAACUGUGCUGUGUACUCAAACACUACUAUUCCUGGUUAUGAGAUAUUGGCGCAUUCACAACAGUGUAGGAGAAUGACAGGGUUUUACUGAAUUUUGCGGAGGCUUCUCUUAAAUAUUAGUGGCCAACUUAAAAAUCAUGUUUAUCAGACAUUACCACUACAUAGACUGUAACUUCCACAUGAACUGAAGUAAGAUCAGUUAAGAUCUCUUUUCCAUGCAAGAAAGUGGUGUGUAUAUAUAUAUAUUUUUUUUUAUUUAUUUUUUUUUUUACAGAAUUUUUAAAAAGAUUUAAUUUUGUGAAUGUAAUUGCAUAUAAUAAAAUAUGCUUUAGACUACUGUUUCCCGACAUGAUUAGCCUAAAUUUAGUUUUAAAUCCUUUUUAAUUACCUGAAUUACCUUGUUGAUUAAUGUGAAUAUGAUGCUCACUUUUUAUAUUUAUUAUAACAGUAAUUCUGUUAAAUUGUAUUCUGAUUUAAUAAUUAAAUGCUAAAAAUAAACAUUUUCAAGAUUUAUGUUUAAAAAUUCAUUAAUGUACAUUUGAAAUGGUGACAGGGUGAGGGUGCUGUGGGAACCGAUUGGUUGAGAUUAAAAAAGCAAGCAAACCUGGUUGAACAAGUCUGCAAGAUGUGCCUCAAAACUGUCAAAAACACAGCUUCUAAGUGGACUCUCAUUCAGUAAAGAUUUGGGAUAAUGACA
Messenger RNA from Astyanax mexicanus (Mexican tetra), 1813 nucleotides. It is a transcript of the gene cradd, whose product is annotated as CASP2 and RIPK1 domain containing adaptor with death domain. The record is from RefSeq and is a predicted model, not a curated record. The transcript has 2 exons. Gene Ontology annotation, molecular function: protease binding; death domain binding. Gene Ontology annotation, biological process: signal transduction; regulation of apoptotic process. Bases 443 to 1057 code for a protein of 204 amino acids. Lineage: Eukaryota; Metazoa; Chordata; Actinopteri; Characiformes; Acestrorhamphidae. Gene Ontology annotation, cellular component: CBM complex.